AUGCGGGACGGUGGCGGCCCGGCCGGCCGCCUCCUGGCGCUGCUGGCCUGCAGCCUGGCGGCCUCCACGGCGGCCGCCCCGCCGGAGCCGGGGCGCGGAGCCCUCAGCACCAAGGAGACCUUCCUGGUGCUCUCGCUGCACAACAAGCUGAGGAGCCAAGUGCAGCCGCCUGCCGCCAACAUGCAGAGGCUGGACUGGAGCGAGGAGCUGGCGCGGCUGGCGCGGGCACGAGCGGGCGGCUGCCUGGCGGCACCGGCCCCGGCCCCGGCCACGCAGCUGGGCUGGAGCGAGGCGCUGCUGCCGGCGGGUGCCGGCGAUGUGGGUGCCGCGCUGCUCCGCUGGUUCGCCGAGGGCCAGCGCUACGACUACGCGGCGGCGCGCUGCGCGCCCAACGCCACCUGCCGCCACUACACGCAGCUCGUGUGGGCCACGGCGGCGCGGCUGGGCUGCGGCAGGCACACGUGUGCCGGCGGCGAGGCCUUCGCCUGCGCCUACUCCCCUGGCGGCAACUGGGAGAUGAACGGGAAGCCCAUCGUGCCCUACAAGCAGGGGGCCUGGUGCUCGCUGUGCACCGCCGGGCUCUCGGGCUGCUUCAAGUCCUGGGACCACGGCGGCGGGCUCUGCGAGGUGCCCAGGAACCCGUGCCGCGUGGCGUGCCGGAACGGCGGGCGCCUCAACAUGAGCAGCUGCCAGUGCACGUGCCCCCGCGGCUACACRGGCAGGUACUGCCAAGUGCGGUGCAGCGUACAGUGCGUGCACGGCAUGUUCCGCACGGAGGAGUGCUCCUGCCUCUGCCACGCCGGCUACAGCGGCGCCGAGUGCGCGACGAGGAGCCGGUUCCCCUUCCACGCCUGCGACGUGCGCAUCGACGGCGACUGCUUCAUGGUGUCCCCCGAGGCCGACACGUACUACGGAGCCAAGAUAAAGUGCCAGGAGAAAGGGGCGAUCUUGGCCCAGAUCAGGAAUCAGAAAGUCCAGGACAUCCUGGCCUUCUACCUCAGCCGCCUGGAAACCAGCAACAGGGUGAUGGACACGGAUUUUGAGACGGGCAACUUCUGGAUUGGUCUCACCUACAAAACGUCCAAGGCCUCGUUCCGCUGGGACACGGGCGAGCYGUCCUCCUUCAGCAGCUUUGCCUUUGGCCAGCCGGACAACCAGGGCUUUGGGAACUGCGUGGAGAUGCAGGCGGCGGCCGCCUUCAACUGGAACGACCAGCGCUGCAAGACUCGCAAUCGCUACAUCUGCCAGUUCGCCCAGGAGCACAUCGCCCUGUGGCAGCAGGAGCCCUGAGCGGGGAGCCCUGCGCCUUGGCCAGUGCUGGCUCUCGCGCCAAGCCCUGCCCUGGCUCCAAGGACCCCGUGGCUGCUCCCCGCCUGGCCCCACAGGUACCUCCAGAGAYGAGGUCCAGCUCCGCUGGGCUCCCUGGAGUAAGGGACAG
This is a messenger RNA of Nothoprocta perdicaria, 1438 nucleotides long. RefSeq names its product C-type lectin domain family 18 member A-like. The transcript is spliced from 12 exons. The record is from RefSeq and is a predicted model, not a curated record. Lineage: Eukaryota; Metazoa; Chordata; Aves; Tinamiformes; Tinamidae. The coding region runs from base 1 to 1290 and encodes 429 amino acids. Gene Ontology annotation, molecular function: polysaccharide binding.